AUGUUGACUCAAGCCAUCUACGGAAAGGACAAUGUCAGAGUGUUGAAGGUCAAGAAGAACCCUCAGAACCCCAACUACCAGGACGUCAUUGAACUGCGAGUGUGUGUCUUGUUGGAAGGAGACAUUGACGAAUCGUAUACCAAGGCCGACAAUGCGUCGAUUGUGCCCACUGACACCGUCAAGAACACCAUUCACAUUUUGGCCAAACAAACUGAAGUAUGGCCAAUUGAGCUGUUUGGCGCUACUUUGACCAACCACUUUGUCACCAAGUACUCUCAUAUCCAUGCUGCUCAUGCUUCUAUCACCCAAUAUAGAUGGACUCGUUACGAGGUCGACGGCAAACUGCAUCCCCAUUCGUUCAUCCAAGACGGUGCUGAGACCCGGGUGGUCCAUGUUGUUAAGAGGGACACUGCGGGCUCGGCGUUCUCCAUUAAUUCAGGAAUCAAGGGACUUACUGUUCUCAAGUCGACAGGAUCCAUGUUCUACGGAUACAACAAAGACGAUUUCACCACCCUCAAGGAGACCACCGACCGUAUUCUGUCUACUGAUGUCGAUGCUUCGUGGCUGUGGGCUGCUAAGACUGUUCCUACACUUGCUGCUGUCGAAAAACUGGCUUCUUCUGGCGUAUUUGACGAUGCGUACACCAAAGCACGAGCCAUAACACUCCGCACCUUUGCACUCGAGAACUCGGCCUCCGUGCAAGCCACCAUGUACAACAUGGCCAACCAGAUCCUUGCUGCCACUACCCACGUCGAAUCAGUACACUACGAGCUGCCCAACAAGCAUUACUUCAACAUCGACCUGUCCUGGCACCACGGGCUCAAAAACCUCGGCAAAGACGCUGAGGUCUACGCCCCGCAAUCCGACCCCAACGGCUUCAUCAAGUGCACCGUCGACCGCACCAAGUCCAAGUUGUAA
This is a messenger RNA of Sugiyamaella lignohabitans, 918 nucleotides long. RefSeq names its product uricase. Gene Ontology annotation, cellular component: peroxisome. Bases 1 to 918 code for a protein of 305 amino acids. The record is from RefSeq and is a predicted model, not a curated record. NCBI's taxonomy places the organism in Eukaryota, Fungi, Ascomycota, Dipodascomycetes, Dipodascales, Trichomonascaceae. The transcript has a single exon. Gene Ontology annotation, biological process: purine nucleobase catabolic process; urate catabolic process. Gene Ontology annotation, molecular function: urate oxidase activity.